This is a messenger RNA of Cooperia oncophora, 5370 nucleotides long. NCBI's taxonomy places the organism in Eukaryota, Metazoa, Nematoda, Chromadorea, Rhabditida, Trichostrongylidae. The record is from the annotation of a GenBank genome assembly.
AUGUCUGAAAUGAGUGAGUACGAGAAGGACCCAGGAUGGCAAUACCUCAAGAGAUCCCGCGAGCAGAUGCUCAAGGAUCAAUCCCAGCCAUACGAUUCAAAGAAGAACGUUUGGGUUCCGGAUCCGGAGGAUGGCUACGUGGCCGCUGAAAUUAAAUCCACCAAAGGUGAUAAUGUGGUCGUGACAAUCGGAGACAAAGAGAAAACCGUGCGGAAAGACGCUCUACAAGAGAUGAAUCCGCCAAAAUUCGAGAAGACCGAAGACAUGUCCAAUUUGACUUUCCUUAAUGACGCCUCUGUACUUUACAACUUGAGAUCUCGUUAUGCGGCUAUGCUUAUCUACACAUACUCCGGUCUCUUCUGCGUGGUGAUCAACCCCUACAAAAGACUUCCCAUCUACACAGAGUCGGUGGCCAAGAUGUUCAUGGGCAAGCGUAGAACUGAAAUGCCUCCCUCAUCUGUUUGCCGUUUCCGACCAGGCCUACAGAAACAUGUUGCAUGGAUCAUGAGAACCAGUCUAUGCUCAUCACAGGAGAAUCUGGAGCCGGAAAGACGGAAAACACCAAAAAAGUACCUGUUGGUGCCAGUCAACAAGAGGUUAAAGUCAGUGCUGAAAAGAAAGGUCACCCUCGAGGACCAGAUUGUCCAGACUAACCCUGUACUCGAGGCGUUUGGUAACGCCAAGACUGUCCGUAAUAACAACAGUUCACGUUUCGGAAAGUUCAUCCGAAUUCACUUCUCCAAGCUGGACGACUUGCCUCUUGCGAUAUCGAGCACUAUCUUCUUCGAGAAGUCUCGUGUAAUUCGUCAAGCGCCAGGAGAGCGUUGCUACCACAUUUUCUACCAGAUUUUCUCUGACUACAAACCCGAACUGAAGAAGCAGCUCGAGCUUGGACAAACCCCUGAAAGAGUACUGGCUGAAUUGAGUAUCGACGGAGUCAAUGAUGAAGAGGAAUUCCAACUUACUGAUGAAGCCUUCGACAUUCUGAACUUCUCUGCGCAAGAAAAAAUGGACUGCUAUCGCCUGAUGGCCGGUCACAUGCACAUGGGUGCAAUGAAAUUUAAGCAGCGUCCACGUGAGGAGCAGGCAGAGCCUGAUGGACAAGAAGACGCUGAGAGGGCAACUGCAAUGUACGGAAUAGAUGUCGACCAAUUCCUAAAGGCUCUCGUUUCGCCUCGCGUCAAAGUCGGAACGGAAUGGGUUUCUAAGGGACAGAACGUCGACCAGGUCAACUGGGCCAUCGGAGCCAUGGCCAAGGGUCUCUACGCUAGAGUGUUCCACUGCCGUGACUUCUUCAUUGGUGUACUCGAUAUCGCCGGUUUCGAAAUUUUCGACUUCAACUCCUUCGAGCAGCUUUGGAUUAACUUCGUAAACGAGAAGCUGCAGCAAUUCUUCAACCACCACAUGUUCGUCCUUGAGCAGGAAGAGUACGCUCGUGAAGGUAUCCAAUGGACCUUCAUUGACUUCGGUCUCGAUCUCCAAGCUUGUAUCGAACUGAUUGAGAAGCCGCUGGGUAUCAUCUCCAUGCUUGACGAGGAGUGUAUCGUACCGAAGGCCACUGACAUGACCUUGGCUCAGAAGCUGAACGAACAACAUUUGGGUAAACACCCGAACUUCGAGAAGCCCAAGCCACCAAAGGGAAAGCAGGCCGAGGCUCACUUUGCCAUGCGGCACUACGCCGGAACUGUGCGAUACAACGUAACCAACUGGCUCGAGAAGAACAAGGAUCCUCUCAACGACAGCGUUGUCAGCGUCAUGAAACAAUCCAAGGGCAACGAUCUUCUCGUCGAAAUCUGGCAAGACUACGUUACCCAGGAAGAAGCUGCAGUUGCCGCUAAGACAGGUGGUGGAGGCGCAAAGAAGAAGGGCAAAUCUGGCUCAUUCAUGACGGUCUCCAUGAUGUAUCGUGAAUCACUGAACAAGUUGAUGAACAUGCUGCACAAGACUCAUCCUCACUUCAUCCGUUGCAUCAUCCCCAACGAGAAGAAGGCCUCUGGUGUCAUUGAUGCCGCGCUGGUGCUCAAUCAGCUGACAUGUAACGGUGUACUGGAAGGUAUCCGUAUUUGCCGAAAGGGUUUCCCCAACAGAACUCUUCAUCCGGACUUUGUCCAACGUUAUGCUAUUCUGGCUGCCAAAGAGUCUAAGUCUAGCGACGAUCCCAAGGCUUGCGCUGGAUCAAUUCUUCAAGCUUUAAUAAACCAAAAGAAGCUCACUGAUGAACAGUUCCGCAUCGGUCAUACCAAAGUUUUCUUCAAAGCAGGAGUCAUCGCGCAUAUUGAAGACCUUCGUGACGAGAAACUGAACCAGAUCAUCACUGGAUUCCAAUGCUGGAUUCGUCAUUACAAUGCCAUUCUCGAGUACACUGACCGUAAACGGCAGCUCAACUCCUACAUCGUCCUGCAGCGUAACAUCCGUUCGUGGUGCAUUCUGCGCACGUGGGACUGGUUCCUUCUGUUCGGCAAACUUCGUCCUCAGUUGAAAUGCGGUAAAAUGGCGGAAGAGAUGGCCAAGAUGGCGGAGGAACAAAAGGCCCUAGAGGCUCAGUCAGCCAAGGCCGAAGCGGAACGAAAGGCCAAGGAGGAAGUGUACAACAAAUUGAAUGCUGAGAGAUCCAGACUCCUGGAACAACUCGAGAUGACAAAGGGUGGUUCGGCCUCGAUCGAGGAAAAAUUGACUGCAUUGAAUGCAGCCAAGCAGGAGCUCGAGAAAGGUCUCAACGACGUCGCUGAUAAAUUGUCUGAACAGGAAGACAGGAAUUCUGAACUCGAGAGACACAAGCGUAAAGCUCAGCAGGAAGUCGAGAACAUGAAGAAGAGCAUCGAAGCUGUCGACGGCAAUCUUCUGAAGUCAAUCGAGGAGAAAGCGGCUAAAGAGAACCAAAUUCACUCCCUUCAAGACGAGAUUAACGCUCAAGAUGAAACCAUUGGCAAACUGAACAAAGAGAAGAAACAUCAAGAAGAGAUCAACCGCCAAUUGGUCGACGACCUGCAGGCUGAGGAAGCGAAGCAGGCUCAAGCUGCUCGUCUAAGACAGAAGCUGGAGCAGACUCUCGAUGAAAUGGAGGAAUCCAUCGAGCGAGAGAGACGCAUUCGUGCUGAAACAGAGAAAGCCAAGCGAAAGAUCGAAAGUGAGCUGAAAGCCGCCACCGAAACGAUUGACGAGAUGACGAAAAUCAAGCAGGAAGCAGAUGCAUCUCUGAAGAAGAAGGAGGCUGAUCUCCAUGCCCUCGGAGUCAGAAUUGAGGACGAGCAAGCGAUGGCCAACCGUCUCACCCGCCAGUCUAAGGAGAAUGCGACUCGCUUAAUCGAAAUCGAAGAUGAACUUGAACACGAAAGACAAUCCCGAGCAAAGGCAGACCGAGCCAGAUCGGAGCUGCAACGUGAGUUGGAUGACCUCAGUGAGCGACUCGACGACCAGAACCAUCAGAUGCAGGCCCAGAUGGAGUUGAACAAGAAGAAGGACGCUGAGAUUCUCAAGUCGCGCCGCGAUCUUGACGAGCUCAACUUGGCUCAUGAGGAUCAGUUGGGCUCACUGAGAAAGAAAAACAACGAUCAAGUUGCUCAACUGACCAAUCAGCUCGAUGGCCUUCAGAAAGCUAAGGCCAAGAUCGACAAAGAAAGGGGCGUGCUCCAGAAAGAGCUCGAUGACAUCAACGUGCAAGUUGACCAGGAGUCAAAGGCUCGUGUCGAACAAGAACGACUUGCCAAGCAGUACGAAGUGCAAGUGGCUGAAUUGCAGCAGAAGGUGGACGAGCAAUCGAAGCAGCUCGCUGAAUAUACAACCUCUAAAGGACGUCUGCUCAAUGACAAUGGUGAUCUGCUCCGCCAAGUGGAGGAGUUAGAAGUUCAACUCAAUACCGUCAAUCGUGCCAAGGCCGGAUUCUCCAGCCAGCUUACAGAGGCGAAAAAGGCUGCCGAGGAUGAGACGCAUGAGCGUCAUGAGCUCAACGCCACCUGCAAGAACCUUGAGCACGAAAUCGAGCAAUGCAUGGAGAUGUUGGAAGAGGAGAUCAAUUCCAAGGAUGAUACUCAGCGUCAGCUUAGCCGAAUCAAUUCAGAGAUCUCACAAUGGAAGGCGCGCUAUGAGGGAGAGGGACUGGUAGGAUCGGAUGAGCUAGAAGAGCUUAAGAGGAAACAAAUGGCCCGUGUUAUGGAUCUGCAAGAGGCUCUCUCGGCAGCUCAGAACAAAGUCAUCUCACUGGAGAAGGCUAAGUCCAGACUUCUUCAGGACACAGAAGAUGCUCGUUCUGACGUUGACCGUCAUCUGACGGUGAUCGCGUCGCUGGAGAAGAAACAGAGGGCAUUCGACAAGAUCGUCGACGACUGGAAACACAAGGUCGACGACAUCCAGAAAGAGAUUGACGCCACCACCCGUGAUUCCCGAAACACCAGCACCGAAGUGUUCAAACUUCGAUCCGCCAUGGAGAAUCUCACCGAAUACAUCGAGACGCUCCGUCGCGAGAACAAGAGCUACGCGCAGGAAAUCCGCGACAUCAACGAGCAGAUCUCCCAAGGAAGUCGCACUUUCCACGACCUGCAAAAGGCCGUCAAGCGAAUUGAGCAGGAGAAAGAAGAGCUGCAGCAUGCUCUUGACGAGGCUGAAGCUGCCUUGGAAGCAGAGGAGAGCAAGGCAAUGCAGCAGAUUCGUUCCGAGGUUGAGAAGCGCAUUCAGGAGAAGGAGGAAGAAUUCGAGAACACCCGCAAGAACCAUCAACGAGCCCUCGAAUCCAUGCAGGUGAAAGAACUCCAAGGACAAGUCGAUGACGAACAGCGCAAUCGCGAAGAAAUCCGGGAGAACUACCUGGCCGCCGAGAAACGACUUGCCAUCGCUCUCGCUGAAACAGAAGACCUUGCUCAAAGAAUCGAUGCCGCUGAAAAGGUACUACGGUCCCAGAUCGAAGUGCAGCAGAUUCGUUCCGAGGUUGAGAAGCGCAUUCAGGAGAAGGAGGAAGAAUUCGAGAACACCCGCAAGAACCAUCAACGAGCCCUCGAAUCCAUGCAGGCUUCCCUGGAAACCGAGACCAAGAGCAAGGCGGAACUCCUCCGAGCAAAGAAGAAGUUGGAAAGUGAUAUCAACCAGCUCGAGAUUGCUCUCGAUCAUGCCAACAAAGCUAACGUCGACGCUCAGAAGACCCUGAAACGUCUCUUUGACCAGGUGAAAGAACUCCAAGGACAAGUCGAUGACGAACAGCGCAAUCGCGAAGAAAUCCGGGAGAACUACCUGGCCGCCGAGAAACGACUUGCCAUCGCUCUCGCUGAAACAGAAGACCUUGCUCAAAGAAUCGAUGCCGCUGAAAAGGCUAACAACUUUAAAAGGGGAACCUGGUCUCAAGAAAUGAAUCAAAAACUGUUGGCUCUGAGUGGAUCCUAG